UUUUUCUAACUGUGGAAAUGCAUUGCCAUCAACUUUAACUGACUUUUUUCCCAUGCCAUUGAAAUAAUGUUUAUCUGCUCUGCUUUGCCCAACAGACCAACUAUUGAAUGAGUGCAUAAGAAGUCUGCUGCAGGGAGAGAGAUGGAGAGUGACACUCACACACUGCCACUCCUCCCUACAUCUCUUCCUUAUCCCGCCACUCUCUACCAGUGCCUGCCUUUCUCUUCCUCUCUUCUGCAAACUUCUUCCACUGUUCAUGUUUCACUGCCUCUGUCUCCUCUGUCGAUCCCACCAUCCCCUACUUCACUUUCUCCCACAGCUACAACUUCCAUUCACCUCAAGACUGAACCUCUCUCCCCUCUUUUACACCCCCUGUCCCCCCCUCUGUUCCUUGAUGGACAAAACUCACACUGCCUCAACUUUCCAACCACAUCUGACCAAGAUGACUUGACCUGCCUCAGCUGGUUGCAUGAAAGAGGAAACUUGCUUCCCCUGCAGCCCCUGCCCAAAACAACACCACUGCCUCAGCUGGAGCCCCAGGAUCUCAUACCUACCCCACACCUUCCUCCCUCCCCAUCCAAGCCCCCCUACUCCUUCAGCAGUCUAAUCUUCAUGGCGAUAGAAGACUCGCCAGACAAGAGGCUCCCAGUAAAGGGUAUCUAUGAAUGGAUAGUGAACAGCUUCCCCUACUACAGAGCAACACCUGGGGGAUGGAGAAACUCUGUUCGACACAACCUGUCUCUGAGUAAGAGCUUCCGUCGGAUUCACAGGGACAAGUGCCAGGUGAGAUGUGUUCACUGGUCUUCAAUGUGUCAGUUUGCAUGGUCUAGCUUUUUGUUUGAAAUAAUGGUAUUUUGUAAUAUUGAAGAUUGUGUAUGAUUUAAUUUUCAGUUGGUGGGGAAGGGCUCACUGUGGUGCGUGUGUCCAGAAUAUCGACAUGCUCUUCUGGAGGUGCUUAGGAAGACGCAUUAUUACCACGGCACCAACAGUAACUUACUAAACAACCCUGCAUUGUGAGUAUGAACAAACACAUCUGUAGUUUAGUUUACAGUGUUAAAUAUCAAAAAGCCUUCUAACCGUGACUUAACACCAACAUAUUUUUGCCCAAAGACUUGUUGGUUAAUGAAUGUCAGUUAAUGAUUUGUCUUACAGUAGUAGAUUUAUUACAGCCCAGUCAGACCCUUACCAGUUGUCCAACUAACUGUAUUUAUCUUCCCUCUGUCCUGUGUGUCCGUGGAGCAGGUUGGAGGGAGCUGAUUACGGAGUAUCUAUGGUGUGUGACACUGUGGGGAUCUCAGGUUAGCCCUCCUCCAUCACU
This is a messenger RNA of Coregonus sp. 'balchen', 1318 nucleotides long. Lineage: Eukaryota; Metazoa; Chordata; Actinopteri; Salmoniformes; Salmonidae. The record is from the annotation of a GenBank genome assembly.